Aspergillus niger is the source of this 633-nucleotide messenger RNA. RefSeq lists its product as uncharacterized. The record is from RefSeq and is a predicted model, not a curated record. Lineage: Eukaryota; Fungi; Ascomycota; Eurotiomycetes; Eurotiales; Aspergillaceae. Bases 1 to 633 code for a protein of 210 amino acids. The transcript is spliced from 5 exons.
AUGGUUCCUGACAGACAGGUACCUACCGGAUGCCAUGGGUCGCCCACCAUCCAGACCACCCCAUGGCCGGAAACGGCGAAAAGAGCGUCCGUCCAUUCCUAUGAUAUAAUCGCCCGAGCGCAUGAUAACAGACCGCGUAGAUCUUUUGAAGAUGCGUGCAUCCUUACCCAAGCCAGGGAUUGCGCCCGCCUUUCCGAAUUCGGCCAGAUAGAGUUUUCCGAGCCAUGCACUACUUCAACUAGCGAGACAGUCCGCCUCCUGGAGGUUGUCCGAACUCGAGGCGGAUCAUUCCCGAUCGAGGCAAAGAAGCUGUGGGUUUCCAUGUGUACGCGAAGUCAUGCUGCCAAGGAACGGGAUGAAUCCGGAGCACACCGCUUGGAACUAAGGGAAGAAGCGACCGGCAUCUCUGCUGCAGCAGGCGCCUCUGACGACGAUGGGGGGGAAGAAAGGUCUGGUGGUGUUUCAGGCCCAAAGUUGCUUCAUUCGCAAGGAGGGAGAGGGGGAAGAGAGAGAGGAGAGUGGGAGUGGGUGCGUUACUUGAGUGGUCACGCCUCCACGCCGGCCAGUACGGCAGAACAGAAAGAAGGAGGUAGACUACCCCGUAUCUGUCACUACGACAGCGCGACUAGAUAG